UCCAAAAACUGACAGACCACCGGGAGAUAGAUUUUGUACUAUCCAAAAGCAAGGACCAAUUUAACGACUUGAUGAGUGAGUCGGCGACGUCGUCUCGAGAGCCAGACAAAGCAGGGCUGGUGGAAGGUCAAAGGAAAAGAAAGAGGACCAUAUUCAGUCGCGCGCAAUUGUCAGAAUUGGAGAGAGCCUUUGUAGUGACACCAUACCCCGACAUUACACUACGGGAGAGGCUAGCUGCCCUCACACAUUUACCUGAGAGCAAGAUACAGGUGUGGUUCCAGAACAGACGGGCUAGAAGCAUAAAGAGCGGGAGACUGAGCAGGCCAGGGAAAAGGAGCCCGGGAAGAGAGGAGCCCACCAGCCCCUCCUCCCUCUGCCCCGCGUUCACCCCCGCCAAACUGGGGGGCCUGGGUGGCCCGGAGCAGUACCAGGGCGACGGCAGGCGGCAGACCUACUCGGAUUGGGUCAGGCACUACAGCAGGACAGCUUCCCAUCUCGCCCAGCCCUCCACACCAGCCUCUCCCGACCUUCCCGAGGCUGUGCUCUGGGAGGACGGCCAUCGCCCCCACGCACCCCUAUUGGCCAGUGCCAGACAUGUCUGGCCCACCCCGCAGAGGUGGGAGGAGUUUAGCCAGCUGUGUGCAGCCAGCCCAGGGUACAGGCACCCCAGGCCCCAGCCUCACUCAGCCACUCAGGGCAAGUACAGCUGUGCCUCCGUAGACCAGGUGGUUCCCACCCACCCACAGCAGAUGUACUGGGACAUCCCCCACGGGCAGGACCAUGCCAUGGCCGGACCCCAGACUUCACUUGGCUAUAUCUCUGACCUGAUCUACAAUGCUGCCGUUGUCACUAAUCUGCUUGAGUUCUGAUUGACCAACAUGUACACACAUGUAAACGCACAGUCUCAGUCACA
This is a messenger RNA of Anguilla anguilla (European eel), 913 nucleotides long. RefSeq names its product homeobox protein SEBOX-like. Lineage: Eukaryota; Metazoa; Chordata; Actinopteri; Anguilliformes; Anguillidae. The coding region runs from base 72 to 869 and encodes 265 amino acids. The transcript has 3 exons. The record is from RefSeq and is a predicted model, not a curated record. Gene Ontology annotation, molecular function: DNA binding.